Messenger RNA from Canariomyces notabilis, 1302 nucleotides. RefSeq lists its product as uncharacterized. NCBI's taxonomy places the organism in Eukaryota, Fungi, Ascomycota, Sordariomycetes, Sordariales, Chaetomiaceae. Bases 1 to 1302 code for a protein of 433 amino acids. The record is from RefSeq and is a predicted model, not a curated record. The transcript is spliced from 2 exons.
AUGGACCACGAGAUGACCCCGGAGAUCCAGAUCCAGCAAUUACCAACUGAGCCGCCCGAUUCCUCCAACCGCGACCGCGACCUAGCUAACAUGCACUCCCAGUGCUGGCGCUUCGCCCAGGCUCUUUACCCCUCUUCAGUUCUCCGCGAGGCUCCAACACAAGGUUAUUGCUCUUACACUCUUCAGCUCGACCACGACGCCAUCAUCCAGUUCCGUCCAUGGAGACACCGUCUGGAUCUCGAGCUCAUCUCAGCGGUACGAGACACAUUCGGCGAACUGGCACCUGUUACCCAGCUACUUGGCACGGUCCACAUCCGCAGAAGUGCAUCCAGAGACCAAGAAGCAGAAGAGCAAGACGAUGACGACAACCCAGGCUCCCUCUUGGUGUAUGCCCUCUCCCGGAUCCCAGGCACCCCACUCUCCACCUUCCUACACCACCAACUCCCAUCCAGGGCGCAACUUGAGCCGUUGAUCCGCUCUUUUGCCCGGCUCUACGCAACCGCCUGGACCUCUGCCCUCCCCGCAUCCUCCCCGCUACUCCCUGCUCUGAAACGCCGCAUCGGCCUAAGCCUCCGCUGGCGACUGGAGCAGAUGCAUGCCCACCUCCCGGCACGGUUCCGCGGCACCGUUGGCCAACUUCUCGCCGCGCUGGGGGAGGUGGAGGCGCUUCCGUGGGCGUUGACGCACGGCGACCUGGUGCCGACUAACAUCAUGGUAGACCGGGCCCGGGAAGACGGGAGCUUCCAGCUGAAGGGCCUCAUUGACUGGGCCGAGGCAGAGUACCUCCCGUUUGGGGUGGGGCUCUACGGGCUAGAGGAGUUGCUGGGGUUUGCUUCAGGCGGAAAGGGGGAGGAAGAUGGGGGAGGCAAAACUGCUCGGUACCCACCGCUGGGAAGUACGUUUGCCUACUUCGCUUGCGCGGAAGAGCUGAGGGCGAUUUUCUGGGAGGAGCUGGGCGCCGCUGUGCCGGAGCUGGUGACUGACUUGGCCUUGCGCGCAACGGUUGAACAUGCGCGGUUAUUGGGGUUGCUUUUGUGGCACGGCAUUGCCUUCGACAACGGAGCGCUCGACCGUGUCGUCCGCAUCGGAGAGGAUGACGAGGAAAUGCAGAGAUUGGACCUGUUUCUCCUUGCGCCAAAACCCCAGGGUCGUGCUUCUGUGGGCUCGUAUACAACCACCGACGGCAUGCGAACGAGCUUCGGCAAAACCAGCAGUUUACUUGACGUUGGAGAGACCGAUGAGACGACCAUCAAGAUGGGUAUGAGAAUCCCCGUUACUGUCGGUGAGUACUGUACCGGGUAA